GUGCAGAGACGGCCCCAGGGCCGCUCGGUUCAGCCCUGCUCCCACACGUGACGGGCCCGAGUUUCUGCACGUACGGCUACGAUGGCGGCGUGAGUCGGCAGGGCAUCGAGGGCCACAUCAAGCUGAUCAGGAGCUUGGUCCAGGUGAAUAGCACCAUGUCCUUCAAGAAGGACGCGUGGUUCCAGGCUCUGAAGGAGGUCGCCAGGCACAAGCCACUGGUGUUCAGGAGCAGGGGGGAGAUGACGACGUGGCAGGCCGAGCUGCACAAGCGCUUGAAGACGAUGUGCCGCCACGCUAGCCAGUAUAUGAUCAAGGACACCCCCCCCAAAUGGUUCAAAGCGCUGGCGCUCCCCAAGCCCGAGAAGAACGUAGAGCCUGGCGACGACGCCGACGGGGACCAGCACGAGGACGAGUUCGACGAGAAGAACGACGAGGAGGGCGGGGAGGAGGAGGACCCCGCCGACUUCGAGCCCGACGUGGAGGUAGACACUGGCGCUGCCAAGACCCCCGUGUAUGACUACGGGUACGACGGGGAGGCUCGCUGCGCGUUCCGCACGCGCACGGACGGCCCGAAGAAGCACUUCCCCGAGUAUGCCGUCGAGAUGCGCGAACCUCCAGCUGCAGCGCCUACAGAUUGCAUGCUGGCAGUGUUCAAAGGCGCGUCUGGCUCGACAGAGGAGGCGGUGAACGUGGCGCAGGUGACCGUGGCCAAGUGGCGAUCGGGUCUCACGCAGCCGAAGGCCAAGGCGAAGACCAAGGCGAAGCUGGGCACGCCCAUGAAGAAGAAGAAAAAGCAGGAGGUGAAGACGACGAAGAUCUCCGACGCGGGCCCAGAGAGCAGAGCCGCCAGCAGCGGUGCAGGCACGAGCGAGCUAAAGUCCAGACGCUUGCCCGACAGGCAGGGGUGGCUUGGCAAGAACAGCAAUGAUGAGAAGGUCGAGGCGCUGAUCCGCAGCAAUGAUGUCAGAGGCAAGCCGCCCCAGCGCCUCGCCGUCGUCCAGGUGAACGGCAAGACGGUGAUCACCAUCAAUGUGGACAAGUUCGAGGCGACGGCGGAGACGACCUCCCAAGCUGCUGCCCUGGCAUGGGCAUCGACAAUCGCAGUGAAGCUGGCGCACGGGAAGAUCGAUCGAGAGGGGGCCAUCGCCAUGAAGGCCGCGAAGCUGGAUCAGGUCGGCGGCAAUGUUGUCAUGAAGAGGCCGUCAACUAUGUUAAAGAAGCCAGGUGCCGCUAAGUGCGCUCGCCCGAGGCCUUCUGCAGCGCCUGGCGCCAGCGAGGAGAAGCACACGGACUCGAACAAGGACGUUGACAAGGGCGUUGCCUCUGCGACCACUCCACCCGUGACCAAGCGG
This is a messenger RNA of Prorocentrum cordatum, 1352 nucleotides long. The record is from the annotation of a GenBank genome assembly. NCBI's taxonomy places the organism in Eukaryota, Dinophyceae, Prorocentrales, Prorocentraceae.